This is a messenger RNA of Dunckerocampus dactyliophorus (ringed pipefish), 2134 nucleotides long. It is a transcript of the gene rab3b, whose product is annotated as RAB3B, member RAS oncogene family. Gene Ontology annotation, cellular component: plasma membrane; endosome; synaptic vesicle. The transcript is spliced from 5 exons. Gene Ontology annotation, biological process: protein secretion; protein localization to plasma membrane; regulation of exocytosis. NCBI's taxonomy places the organism in Eukaryota, Metazoa, Chordata, Actinopteri, Syngnathiformes, Syngnathidae. Gene Ontology annotation, molecular function: GTP binding; GTPase activity. The coding region runs from base 245 to 898 and encodes 217 amino acids. The record is from RefSeq and is a predicted model, not a curated record.
GCACCUGCUUACAGGAGCGCGCAUUGGAGGAGGAAUCGCAUGCACGCGUCCCGGGCCUCAGUGGGAGGAGGCGAACAUUCCCGCGCCCCACCUUGAGUCCGCGUGCAGGCGAGCCUUCUUUGGCGCACCGUUCCCGCCAUUUGGGAGCCCCAGCACCUGCCAGACGACGCCUGCUUCCCGCCACACACACACCUCACUCACUGUUGUUGUCUCACAGACAGCUGAGAGGACACGCCCAGCAGAGAUGGCCAAAGCGGACCAGCGCUACGGUCAACGGGAUGGAUCAGACCAGAACUUUGACUACAUGUUCAAGUUGCUCAUCAUCGGCAACAGCAGCGUGGGAAAGACGUCCUUCCUGUUUCGCUACGCCGACGACUCCUUCAGCAACUCCUUUGUGAGCACAGUGGGCAUCGACUUCAAGGUGAAGACGGUUUACCGCAACGACAAGAGGAUCAAACUGCAGAUAUGGGACACGGCGGGACAGGAGCGGUACCGCACCAUCACCACGGCGUACUACCGUGGCGCCAUGGGCUUCAUCCUCAUGUAUGACAUCACCAACGAGGAGUCGUUCAACGCCGUGCAGGACUGGGCCACUCAAAUCAAGACGUACUCGUGGGACAACGCCCAGGUCAUCAUGGUGGGCAACAAGUGUGACAUGGACGAGGAGCGAGUGGUCGCGCCCGAGAAAGGAAAACACCUGGCAGACCAACUGGGCUUCGAGUACUAUGAGGCUAGCGCCAAGGAGAACAUCAACGUGCGGCAGGUCUUUGAGCGGCUGGUGGACAUCAUCUGCGUCAAGAUGUCCGAGCGAGUCGACGUGGAGGCGCCGGCAGCCCCCGGUGCCAAAACCACCAGACUGAGCGACAAGCCCGCCCAGCUACCGCAGAAGUGCUGCUGAUGGGUCAUCAGCUGUCGUCAAUCAACUAUCCUAACAUUCCUCAGUCCACGCUAGUGAGCCGUCAAUCAUGCUAAGCCACAUGGGUCACAUGACCACGUCUCAGACACGCACACACACACACACACACGCUAACACACACUAUGACUUGUUUGACCGUCAUCUAUCUUGUUGUCAUGUUGUCUUCAUUGUGUAGGCCUCCGCCAAGGCACAACACAUGUGAACCAGUUGGUUUAUUCCGUUUACCUUUGUAGCCCAAAACUCUUUAAUAUGUUCGAAUGUGAAAGUCAAAACAUGGCCGACGACCUCGACAAAGAGACAAAUUGACUGCCAGCAGUCCAGAUGAUUGCGUCCCGCUGAUGUGACAUCGUUGUCGAAACACUUUUCCUUGUGCCAUAUUUAUGAAAGCAAGCAAACUUAAGACUAAACAAAAGGAGAAAUAUUAUUAUCAAGCACACCAAAUAACGCGAGUGCAGGAAGCAAACGCCACUGCUGCUCACCUUCUGAUUUGCUGCUUCUCACUGAGCUGCAUUCUAGAACAAUCCGUACUCAACUUGAAGGCUGCGCCACCAAUGCACAACUCUCAGGCCGAGCUGCAGCCGCCCUCGUCAGUCCUCGCUGUGCUCUUAGUACGAGCAAACGCUUCCCUACUUGCACUUAGCAAAGAAGGAAUGAAGGAAGAUGGCGUGAGGCUUGAUGAGCUAGCCCUGCGGAGUGGCCCACUCAUGGUGUGUAACUAGUACCAGGGCCCACAUGGGGGAUGAGAAGAUGUUGUCGUGUUUCCUUCCCUGUGUGUGUGUGUUGCAUUUGAUUAUCAUGAUAUUUACUGUUGUGAGUGCUUUGUGUUUGUGCACAGUAUCUUUGAGCAAAGUGUGACAUCAUGAGCUGAUGAAAUGACAUACAGUAUGUGUGCAAAAGAAGGAAAAAAAAAACCCUAAAACUUGAGUGCAUUUCUGGUACAAUCUUCUGCCAAAAUGCUUCUUUAGCUGCGUCACACAGCUCACGUUUUGUGUGUAACUGAUGACGAUAUUGUUGAUUAUUUAUGGUGACUUUGUAAAUGAUAGAUUUAGAAGUUAUUCUGUGGAGUUAUUUUUGAUGCUGUGUAUAGAAAGUUGAUGUAAACUUGUUGUCAGUUCACCACUGUUUGGGGGAGAAGCACAAAGUGAAUGUACAAACUAUUGUCAAUGUUUGUAUAUUAUAGAUGCAGUUUAGUAUAGUAAAAAUAAUAAUCUUUAAUCA